Messenger RNA from Anopheles funestus (African malaria mosquito), 841 nucleotides. RefSeq names its product ATP-dependent DNA helicase PIF6-like. The transcript is spliced from 2 exons. The record is from RefSeq and is a predicted model, not a curated record. NCBI's taxonomy places the organism in Eukaryota, Metazoa, Arthropoda, Insecta, Diptera, Culicidae.
AUGCUGGUACGCACGGCUCCUAACGCGACUCGAGCCAGCGAGCUGCAGGAAUUUGCCAAUUUGCUGCGUAUCGGAGAAGGGCGACACGAUACGUUUGCAGGAGCGGACCCAUCGUUGGCAAAAAUACCGCACGAUAUGGCUGUACCCCGUACGGCGAACUCGGCUCAGGACAUCAAUAAGCUGAUUGCCCGCAUCUACCCAGACAUGCAACGGAACUGUCAGGAUCCAGAUCGAUUCUUUUCCGAUCGUGCGAUCCUGUCUCCUUUUAAUGUUGACUAUCGUUCCGUGGACACAUUGCUAAACCCGGAGGAGCAUGAACACUUACAGAUUCCAUCCGAAUACCUCAACAAUAGCGGCAUACCACUGCAUCGCUUACGGCUGAAGCGAUCGACACCGGUGCUGUUGUUGCGAAAUCUCAAUUCCGACAUGGGACUUUGCAACGGAACGCGUCUUCAGAUUGUGGACAUGAAGACGCAUUGCUUGCACGCCAAGAUAUUGACGGGCAAGCGAUGAGAAACAGACGUGCUGCUGCUACGCAUCUACUGUGACAGCAACGACAAGGGCCAACCGUUCCAAAUCCGCCGCAAACAGUUCCCGGUGCAGGUGUGCUUUGCCAUGACCAUUAAUAAAGCACAAGGACAAUCACUGAACCAUCUGGGCCUCUAUCUGCCAAAGGAUGUGUUUGCACACGGCCAGCUGUACGUGGCAGUGUCCCGCGUCACGACACGAGCAAAUAUAGCUGCGCCGAUCGCAAAUCCUGAACACGACAAUCAAGAUGGUGUCUCAACGCGAAACAUUGUGUAUCGAGAAAUCAUUGACGAUUGAACGUGUUCGGGGAUUC